AAACCUUCAGUUUUUUGUCCCAAGCUGCAUUUAAAACCACAUUGUCCCCCUUUUUGUUUCCCAUGGCCCCAAUUUUCUCUUUGUUCCUUGCUUUGUUUUUCAUUGUUUCCUCAAGCAAUGCUCAGGGUCCACCUUCCCCUGGAUUCUCCCCUAGCUCCAGGGUGAGCACCGUGACCUUUGAUCAAGGGUUUCGAAAUCUUUGGGGUCCUCAGCACCAGAAACUAGACCAGGGUUCAUUAACAAUCUGGCUCGAUAAAACCUCAGGGAGUGGUUUCAAGUCACUUCAUUCGUACCAGUCAGGUUACUUUGGUGCUGCAAUGAAGCUCGACCCUGGUUAUACUGCAGGAGUUAUUACUUCGUUCUAUCUUUCAAACAACGAAGAACAUCCCGGAAACCAUGACGAAAUCGAUAUCGAGUUCCUUGGGACCACACCGGAUAAACCCUAUACUCUACAGACUAAUGUGUUCAUUAAAGGAAGUGGGGACCGGAACAGAAUUGGAAGGGAAAUGAGGGUUCAUUUGUGGUUUGAUCCUACAAAAGAUUACCAUAACUAUGCUAUACUAUGGAACCCUAGUGAAAUCAUAUUUUUCGUAGAUGAUGUGCCAAUCAGGAGGUACUCAAAGAAGAGUGACGCCACGUUUCCCACAAGACCAAUGUGGGUAUACGGAUCGAUAUGGGAUGCAUCAUCUUGGGCUACCGAGAACGGAAGGUACAAGGCUGAUUAUAACUUCCAACCAUUCGUCGGUUGGUAUACGGAUUUUCGAGUAAGUGGUUGCACCGCCAACGACCCUAUCUUUUGUCGCCCGCCUUCCGCCUCUCUGUAUGGCUCCGAAAGCCUUAGUCGACAACAAGUGUCAACCAUGCUUUGGGUCCAGAGGAACUAUUUGGUAUAUGACUAUUGCCAUGACCCUCAUAGGGAUCACACACAAAUCCCCGAGUGCUAACUAAAACGGGACUUAAAAAAAAACUAUUUUACACAAUACAAUAAUUGUAAAUCUAGGGGGUUUAUUGAGAUGGGUCCUGCAAGAGUGGUUGAGCGUCCUAAAUCCUAUGAGAUUUGCAUGUUGAUUUGUUGUUGUUUCGUUGUUGUUUCGUUGUUGAGUGUUU
Molecule: messenger RNA, 1107 nt
Organism: Hibiscus syriacus
Lineage: Eukaryota; Viridiplantae; Streptophyta; Magnoliopsida; Malvales; Malvaceae
Product: xyloglucan endotransglucosylase/hydrolase protein 31-like
Exons: 5
Coding region: 63-944 (293 amino acids)
Biological process (GO): xyloglucan metabolic process; cell wall biogenesis
Cellular component (GO): cell wall; apoplast
Molecular function (GO): hydrolase activity, hydrolyzing O-glycosyl compounds; xyloglucan:xyloglucosyl transferase activity
Source: RefSeq, a predicted model, not a curated record